AUGUCUUCGGGUCAGAAGUCUCAAAGGACUUUACCUUCUUCCGAAUUCAAUGCUCCUACUUCUAUUUCAGCUUGUUCAGAGGUAUUGGAUUCGUCAAGCACUAUCAAUGAUCCUUCCGCUCCGGAUCCAAUCUCGGUUUUUAAGAAGGCACUUGUCGGUAACUGGGACACUCUUGUAGGACCACGCACAGUUAGCAACCCGGCAAACACAAAAUCGAAAUUCCACGCCUAUAUAUAUUCCAAGAAACUUAUGAUUAGGGAUAAGCAAGAGGACGGAGAAAGACAUACAGUCCGCUGUUGCCACUGUAGAAAGAUUUGGGUUAAUCGGAGUCCUGUUGAAACUACUACCAGCCUUUACAUACGACAUAUAGGUGACGAGCAUAGAGAUUUGCCAUCAAAACAAUCCCUUUACGAUGCGAAGCUUUCUGAAUUGCAACUUCUGUCGAGAUCGGUAAAGAGAUUGCGUAGCAGUCAGGACAUCAGGACCCCUUGGACUCAGGCAGAGGCUGCUCAACGUGCAAGAAAGCCGGGGGAGGUUUUUGAUAAUGAUCAGUACCGUGAGCUUUUGGUUUCAUUUUUGGUGGAGACGGACUCUGCAUUCCGUUUAGUUGAAGCAAAGUCAUUCCGUCGCCUGGUUCAAUGCUGCAAUAGUAACUGUCCAUUAAUCUCCCGCCGAACAGUAAUGGAAGACCUCCAAAAAAUGCACCAUAACCUUCAACAAUCAGUUCGGUCUAAGCUUGAACAGCACAUCAAAUCGGGUGGCAGAAUCAGUAUUACUCUUGACGCUUGGACAGCUGGGAAUAAACUGCCAUAUCUCGGGAUCACCGCUCACUGGAUAGACGAGGAAUUUAAACUAUGGGAUAUAGUUCUAGAUUUCAUACGUCUUCACGGCUCACAUACGGCAGAGAAUUUAGCGGGGGUAGUAGAGAACACACUACAACAAUACGGAAUUUUGGAUUUCUUGGGAUGCAUCACUGCGGAUAAUGCUUCCGUUAAUGGGAAGAUGAUGGAUAUAUUGGAUAGAGUAAUAUAG
Messenger RNA from Morchella sextelata, 1032 nucleotides. RefSeq lists its product as uncharacterized. NCBI's taxonomy places the organism in Eukaryota, Fungi, Ascomycota, Pezizomycetes, Pezizales, Morchellaceae. Bases 1 to 1032 code for a protein of 343 amino acids. The transcript has 2 exons. The record is from RefSeq and is a predicted model, not a curated record.